Cryptosporidium muris RN66 is the source of this 2187-nucleotide messenger RNA. Its product is annotated as IQ calmodulin-binding motif family protein. NCBI's taxonomy places the organism in Eukaryota, Apicomplexa, Conoidasida, Eucoccidiorida, Cryptosporidiidae. The transcript has a single exon. The coding region runs from base 1 to 2187 and encodes 728 amino acids. Gene Ontology annotation, molecular function: protein binding. The record is from RefSeq and is a predicted model, not a curated record.
AUGUAUAACAAAUUUCAUUUAAGAAAUACAAGAAAUGACCUUCAACAACGUCCUCCUAUUCGGUAUAACAAAGGAAUAACGCAACCAAUAAUCUUAUCCAAUAAUCAAUUUAUACCUACCCUCAAUAGGCAAAUAUAUUCUAUUAAUGGCACAGGUCCAUGUAAUAAUACAUUACUUUCAGGAGAAAGUAAGAUUCUAAAUAAUAAACCAAAUUAUCAAUAUAAUGGUAAUCUAUCUAAUAUUCAACAAAAUUUAAAUGGAAUAAUUUAUUAUUCUGUUCAAAGUGGUUCUAUUGCAUAUGGUAGAAGACCUUAUUAUAAUUCUAAUGUUAUUUAUAGUCAACCUAGUAUUAAUAAUUACACUAAAAAUAACCCUCGGAUUUCUACACUUUCUACAUAUAAAGUCUCUAAUAAUAAAAUUACAAACAAAGAACAAAGAGUUGUGAAAAAUACAGUAACAGAACCUUCAUUAACAAGAGAAACAAGUCCAAUAUCAUCUAUGGAAUAUAUUAGAUCAUCUACUGAUCCAAAUAAUAAAAAAUCUAAACAAUGUAACUCAAUUAUUGAAGAAAAUCCAAAAUAUAUUUUAGAAAAACCAAUUUACAUAUCUAAUUCUAGUAAUUUGAAAAAAAUAAUACUUCCUAGUAUUGAAAUACUAUCAGAGAUACAAAAUCCUACAAUUAAACAAACAAAAUUAGAAUAUUCUUCAUUUGGAUUACCUGAAUUAUAUUAUUCCAAUGGAAUGUCAUUUAAAUAUAAUAUACAAUCUUUUUUAAUGAUUAGAUUCCAAUUUUUGUUACAUUUAGCAGCUAUUGUUAUUCAAUGCUAUUAUAGGAGAUAUAAAUGUAUGAAAGAUUAUAAGAUUAAAAUGUUAGGACCUUUAAAUAUUUUAAAUUCUUCUGCUAAACAAAUUCAAGCUUGUUGGCGUGGAUUUCUUACUAGAUUUGGAGGAAUUAUGUAUCAAAAUUGGAUAAAUUGUUCAGUUGUACGGAAUAAAUUUACAAAUAGAAUUAUUUAUGAUUUUAAAAAGUCCAAUUGUGAUUCACUUAAUAAUGAUAUUUUAAAUAUAAAUAAAGAGAAAAAUAAUAGUUCAAAACUUCCAAAUAGAAUUGAAUAUAAUUGGACUCUUUUACAUCAAAAAUAUAUGUUAUCAAUAAUAUAUAAUAGGAAUAAGAGUGCAUCCAAAAUUCAAAAGUAUUGGCGAGAUGUAUAUAUAAUGGACUAUGAAAUUUCGAAGGCUAUUCUUAUAGAAUCUAUAUUAUCUGCAAGAUUACUUGCUGCACAGGUAAUUAAUAAAUAUAUAUUAGGUAUUAUUACAAGAAAAGCUAUUGAUAAAUAUUAUAGAAUAACUCAAAUUAACUGGCCUUGGAAUAUACAUAAAAUAGAUAGUAUUUAUAUAAUAUCUAAUCAUAGUUAUCCCCCAUGGAAAGUUCCUCAAAAAAUGUGGUUUGAUAAAAAUAAACAGUGUUUUACAUAUUCACUUUUUUUACCAAUUGGAACUUAUCAAAUUGCAUUUAAAAUUAUAUAUAAUAAUAAUAUACAUGAAGACUUAGAAAAGUAUAAAAAAUUAAUAGAUUGUAAUCAAUCAACUCAAAUAUCUAAUAAACAAAAUUCUUUAAUGCUUUCAACUAAUAUUCAAUGUAAUUCAACCUUAGAAAUUAUAAAACAUCCCAAAUUCAAGUUUGUUAAUCUAAUACAUAUUACAGAUAAAAAUCCUAGUACUUUUAAGUACUUACGUGAUAAUAUAUGCCCAAUAUUGAAAAGAAUUCAUCUAAAACAAAAUCCAAAUUUGGAACAAGUUGAUAAUAUUGAUAAUAAAAUUGAUGAAGUACAAGAAAAUUUAGAUAUAUCUAAAGAGUUUCUAAUUGAUAAUUAUACAGAUAAAUGCAUAUUAAAUAACCAUAAUGAAUUAUCCUCUCAAUCAAUAGAUUUUAAUGAUAACUUUGAGAUAUUUACACCUAGACAAUUAAUCAAUACUGAUGAAAAAUAUAAGACUAAUCUAUUACAAAAUUUUGAAUUGAAUACUCCUGAUAGCUUAACACAUACUAGUAGUACAAUGGCUGGAUAUACUCCAAAUAAUAUUGAUUCUUGUAAAUCUGAACAUUACAGCAAACUACUCAGUGAAGAUGAUUAUUCAGGAGAUUUAAUUGAUAUCCUUAAUCAAUUAUUUUUAAAUGAUGAUAACUAG